AAUCCGCGGACCCAGGUCUCGGAGGCCGGGGGCGGGAGGCGCGACCCGGAGCGCAUUCAGGGCGGACCGGCGCCAGCCUUGAAACUCCGGCGGGAUCUGGGGCCGCGACAUGGACCUGGCGGCGCUGCUCGUCAAACUGGGUCACCAGCUGGUGGAAAUUAGAAUUCGCGCCCUGAAGAAUAUUUUGAGCAAAAUUGAUCAUGGAUUGAUUUCUAUUAUUGAUUUGGCACAAGAAAAAACCCUUUUUGUACGACUAUUUGAAUGGUUCAACUUCCCAAUAGUUCCAAUGCAAGAAGAUGUAUUCAAGCUAUGCGGGCAACUUGUAAAGUAUUCUUCAGCGGCUCAAAUGUUUCGAGAAAUUGGGGCUUUGGAAUUUCUAGCACAACUUCGACCCAAUGUGGAGCCAAAUCUUCAGAUCUGCAUUGACGAGGUCAUGGAUGAUCUGCUUAAACUGCCUGAUACAAUUGUGGAUGUUGAUCCUGCAGUUGCCUAUCGGUCACAAUCUUUAAAAUCCUCUGACAAAGUCAUGCCGAUUGUACCACCCGAGGAGGAAGAAACAAUGGUUGGUUACUUUCAGCGACACAGUGGCAGUCAAGUGGAACCAAAUGAAAUUCCACCCCGGAAAGCUGUUGUUAACGAUGCGGUGAAAUGUCUGAAAUAUUCAACCUUCCCCUGGUUAACCCUGACAACGACAGACAGGCAUGUUCUUCUGUCCAAUGAGAGCUCUCUAAAAAGUAGCAAUCGCACUUUAGUUCGCAGUACAUGUGAGCUUUUACAAGACGUAAUCAUGCAAGAUUUUCCAACUGAGAUCUUUCUUCAACGUCCAAAGAUUGUUCAGAACCUUCUUUUGUUGACCAAGUUAGCAUUUGAAAGGGAUGGAAAACAAUAUUUGGCAAUGCUUGCUAUAAGCUGCCUGACUCAACUCUGCAGGUAUUUACAAAGCCGACUGAACUUCCACAGGGAUCCCAGCUUCUUUUCUGCAAAGCAAGGUUUAGUUUCACAGAACUCGUCCUUGGCUUAUUCCCAAGAAGCACGAGGAAUGCACGUAUCCCAAAAUCCAUCUCCCAGAAGUACCAGUCCCAGACCGUCAGUGGUUGGACGAACAGUUCAGCGCCCCAGAGGUGAUGGCCAAGAUGGUGAUGCAGCAUCCUCAAGUGGAAGCAGUUCCCAAGGAAUUCCUAGCCCUAGAAGUCCGAUGUCAAAACAUUCUUUGGCUGAUCUGACCCGUUUGGAAUUACCCGAGAUGGAAAAUGAGGAUUCCUUGGAGCUUCAAUUCCAGCAGCUUAGUCUUCCACAGUUUUGUGUGGCUGUCCUGGAGCAUGCAGUACCCUUGCUAAAAACAAGUAGUAGGAAGACGGUGAUAAAUGUGCUCGAAUUGUUGACAGAAGUGGUAAUGCUUAUCGGCGAUUCAAUCUCUGAAGAUGUGUGGGUGGACGAGAGUCUUACAGGUCGAGAACUGAAAGAAAGUCUGAUAGCAACCUUGGAUGCUUUAGGGGAAGUUCUUGCAUAUCAUAAUACCAGCACUUCUGUAGAACACCCAGAAGCGAUUAUAGUGCACCACCGAAUGGCAUUUGUCAGCAUUGCAUUAUUCACUGUACGUUUGCUGCAAACAGUCCUCCCUGUGGAGAAGGCCAGUGAAGUUCUGCCAGAAAGCAUUGGAAAUGUGCUUUAUCUUCUGUCUCUGGAUGUCCCAUUCCGUUUGAGCUAUUUCAACGUUCAUGAGUCUGUCACUGUCUACCUGGAGCAGGUUAGCUUGCAGAGCUACAAUAUCUAUAAGAGAACCACAGAAGUAGCACACUCAAUGGAAUAUGCAUGUUCCUUUAUCAAUGAGGCUGAAGCAAUGAAUGAAAAGAAUCUCAUGGAUUUGAUUGAAUUGGCAGAUCAGGCUGUGAUCAGCCUUCCCUACCAUCGGCAGCUCCAGCUGGUCCAGAAGUAUAUUAACAUCUGCUCUGAAAUUUGUAAAUCGACACAGGGCAGCCCAAUACAUCAAGGAGAAAGUCAGAAAGUGUUCCUAAAGCUCUUAUCUCAUCCCCUGCCAGUUAUUAAAACUGAGUCUUAUUGCUACUCUUUAACCCUUGUAAAGGAUUGCUUGUCAAUCAACAAUGUAACCAAACCAGUAUCAUCCGUGUCUCAUGGUGUUCAUUUUCUGCUCCAUCCUCGGGUUUUGUAUGAAAUAUGCACUUUUGGCUUACAAGACCCCAUAGAGAAGGUGAACACUGCUGCAAAGGACAUAAUCCUCUACCUAAUGCAAGGACAUCUAGUUAUGAGCGCUUUAAGCUGGAACAAGUUAUGUGAAGCUCUCUACCCUGUUAUUCCAGCCCUGCAGGCCUUUGCAACUGUAGAUGGGCCGCUGGGACGCUGCAUUCUUGCAUUGAGUGAGCCACAGGAUGAAUCUGCACCCAGCAUUUUGCCAAGGAUAGCAAGAAUCCGUGCAUCUCUUCGCCUAUUUAUGAGUAAACAGCAUUCGGUACGCUCUGUAGCUAUUACACACUUAAUGCCACAUUUGGUAAAUGAAGAAGAUGCCUCCAAUAAACAGCCUGCAUUACAAGGAAGUACAUUCAACAAUGUGUCUGAUCUGUAUAUAUUGGAUAAGACUAUAGAUUUACAGUUGGAAGAUAAUGACAAAACUUUCUUUAAGGAUGAGAGUGUUUGCAAAGUAUAUGAAAUCUUGAUCUCGGAGACUGUCGACCUGAUUCUACGGAAAUCUGCAGCGGAACAACUAGCGAUUAUGGCUCAAGAUACUAAAAUUCACGAAGGACUGAAAAACCUUGGAAUAGCAGAAAAGUUAGUUUCAUUUAUACUUGAGAGUAUACACAAAAAUGGAAAGAACAUGCAAUGUUUGGUGUUGCCAUGUCUUUCUAUUUUACGGAAGCUGGUUUACCUGGACCCGACGCUGCGCCACAGCCUGGCUCAGCAAUCUUCAUUUCUACUUGCUCUUUUCAGAGUAUCUCUGAUUUUGCGUAAUGACACAGAUACAGUUUCUGAGGUGGCUGCCUUACUGACCCUGCUUCUUUUUGAUGAAAUAGCCAGAAUAGAUGCUGGGUCUAAUAGUGCUGCUGCUCCUUCUCCAUUCAGCUUGCCUGUUACUGUAACUCGGAGGUACAAAUUAAUGGUCAAAGUGGCAGUACAUCAUGUUGUGAGCCCCUACUGUAUUGUGGUUCCAUCUACAUCGGAUGCAAUGUCCAUGAAACCUGUAUCGCACACGUUGAAAAUAGCCUGGAACCUUGCAUGGUAUCAUGGAAUUGAGCAAAUCAUAGAUCAGACAAUUGACACCACACCUGAAUUUCCAGAGGACAUGAUACUGUCUCCUGUUGACAAAGUGGUGCUAAAAACAAGUCAUACUGCCAGUGGUCUGCAGGACUCUCUUCUUUCCAUCACCCAGGCAGAUUCUCACAGUGCUGUCAAUUCUGCUCUUGCCAGGAUGAGAUUAUAUUUAUUGAAUGAUAAACUAGCACUGAAACAAGGAACCAGCAGCAGCAUAUCUAUCUUGCACAACCUUGAAUGGCAGACAGCAUUGGGCAGGUUUUUACAAGUUCUUCCAGCCUGCGUUGAAGAUGAGAAACUUUUAGCUGAUGUUGUGACUUUCCUAACCAAAAUCUUGAUAACUCAAAAGGAUGGUACAGAUGCGAACUACCUACGCUCAGUCUUGGAGCUCCUGGCUAAACAGGAAAGCAGUUCGCUGCUGAAUUUACUGCAGACAGAAUCAUCAGCUCAAGGUGAAAUGGAUGAAGUUCAAAGUCUUGUAAGACAGAAGCUGCAAAAGGAACUGACAGGAUUCUUCAAUGCAAUAUUGCAAUCCCUCACUUUUACUACAGACAGAAAGUGCCUGUACUUAGCUGGUCCUUUCAGAACCCAGUUGGCAGGCAAACUCUUACAAUGCUUGCGGAUUACAAAUGCCCCACAUUUCUACGGGCUUCCUUCAUUAGAGCGGGCACUGCAGGGAAUGGUCCACAUCACUGCUCUUCCUGGAUGGAGUUUGCACUCAGACACUGUGGAAUCCUCUUCACUUUGUACUAAAUAUCUGAAUGGCCUUCUAGAGGUAAUUUCAUCCUUUUAUGUGGAAUGGGGAGGAAAUGCAGUGUCUUUCAUGGGUAAAGGUGUCACAAAGAAUGCAGUUAUCUGCUUGCUCCAGCUGUCCUACGAGAUGAAAACACAGGCCAAAGAUAAGGAUUGGAUAUCUAUGUGGUCUUUGGUCUACGAGCAUAACAUUGAAGAUCAUGUGCCAUCAAGACUUGACCUAGCCUGGCUUAUUCCCCUGUGGGUUGACCGAGAUCCUGAGGUACGUUUUGGCAGCUUGGGUAUUGGAUCAGCGUUAACACUGGUAGAAAGUGGCUGUGUUGCAUUGGCAGCCAGCUGUCAAAACAUUUCUGGAGGAUUGUGGGGCACAGUGCUUAAUAUCUUUCUGGACCAGUCUGAGUGCAGUAUGGUUCGUAAAGAGGCUGCAUCCAUUCUCCAGAAUUUGCUGAUGAUUCGAAUGCCAGCCACUAUGGAGGAAGCCAAGGAUUACAUCUGGCAGAGCCCCUGUGUUCACAAUGAGGAGUCUGGCUUAUCCCUAGUCGGGCUGCCUGCUCUCCAGGCUCUGUUGUACCAUUGCCAGUUCUUUGAGCAUGUAGCUCAUAUGGCAAAACACUGCUACCAGGGAAGGUACAUGUUUGAUUUAAACUUCCCAAAAACUACGAGCAGUAGUUUGCUCAGCACCACUUUAGAAGAUACUGACUCACUGCAGUAUUGGAGAGCAUCAUCCAGUCUAUCAAAUCACAGUCAGUUGUCAAGUUUUCCAUCAACAUCAAGUACUGUGAUUUUGCCAAUCUCAUCCUUAUCGAUGGCUGCAUCUGAUUUCCAUGGUCUGCUGCAAGCGUCGGCUGUGUCUCCUAUUCCUAUUCUUGAAUCUCCCAUCAACAGGCUGACAGCUCAAGGCCAGAGUGAAUCAGAAGUCACAGAAUCUCUGCACAGUGAGAAUUCCCAUGAUUCUGAACUUUUAUCGGAGCAAUGCGCAGUUGUUACCCUUCAGUUCUUGUCAGCUGUGUGCAGCUUGCUUGCCAACCUACUGGCAGUCAUUCCAGAAGACACAUUAACUGCAUUCAAGCAAAACCACCUUCUUGUAGCUUUCAAUGGGUUGGCAAAUAUUAGUUUACUUGAAAAGUGCAUAUGGGAGCUGGGAAUACCACUGACUCGGCCGAACCACAUCCAGGAUAUUAAAGUUCAGGUAUUGAGCCAUCUUCAGUAUCUAUGCUCUCUUUCUGGACUAAUCCAAUCCAGUUUAAUCUUGCAUCCAGAGUUCAUAAAUCAAGAUGACUUGCUGAAGCCUUUGUUGUCAAAUGUAUUUUCAGCACUUUGUAUACGCUGCAAAGACUAUUUUGGCUGUGAGAUAACAUCUGGGAUCUACCAAGCGUGGACGGACUUGUUUAUUCUUUUGAACACAAUUCUCCGGAAAUGUGGUCAGGCUAUAUUCCCAGCUGUCGUAACUGCUGUGACAAAGCAGUGGGUUGCUUUCUUAGAGACUAUUUCCUUGUGCAUUCAACUGUCCGCCUCCAACCCUAGCCUGCAUACGAUAUCCCUGCAAUUCAUAUCUCUUCUUCUGAUGGAAGAGGGGAAGAAUCAUCUUGGUGCGGAAAAGCAUUCAAUCCAGUGUCUGUCUCUGACUGAGCUUCUGGAUGAAGAUGAAGAUGAUGUAUCAUCAGGCACUAUGCUUUGUGAGAGUUUAUUACAGAGCUACGAGGGUAAAUCAUCUGAAGACACUCAGAGGAAAGUCACUGCAGGUGCUCUCAUCGCAUUACUUCCUGUGAGUGUUUCUGCACAGAAGCAUGCCUUGCAGGCUGGCCUCGUUGACAGCUGUAUAGAACAGAUGAAGCAAACGUACGUACAAUUCAACUUGGAUUCAUUGAGGCCUGGAAAAGUAAUCCAAAGAAAAAAGGAUGACCCCCUUACCAGGGAGCUAAAAACAGUGAUGCAAUUACUGAGGAAUUGUCUAUAUCACAACGUCGAAUGCAAAAUUGCGGCAUCUGAUGCUCAUCUUGUGAAUGCUAUUCAUUCACUUUGGCCCUGGUUUUUAAUGGAUGACGUACUAAUGUUGGAAGUUCUGAAGUUGCUGUGUGUCUACACAGCGAAUCUUCCUGCAUCAUGUGCUUCCUUGUGUUGUGGAACUGGAGGACAAUUAAUUCCUCAUCCAUCACAGAAAGGAGUUGGGGGGAACGCCCUUGUCCAUAUGAUUAUGAAGCAAGCCUUGCAGAAGAUACACGAUAAUCAUACCAUUCAACAAUUGGCAUUUGCUGUGCUCUCCAACUUAGUUAUGUCCCACGAGUGUAAAGGCAUUUUACAGAAGAGCAAUUUCUUGCCGAACUUCCUUUCUCUGCCAUUACCGAAGGCAGCAGGAAAACAAGUAAGCAAUUUGGCAAUGCUUUGGCUGAAGCUGUUGCUGAAUUUGUCUUUUGGUGAUGAGGGACAGCAGAUGAUUCUGAAGAUGAAAGGUAGUUUGGAGCUAUUGGCAACAAUGUCCCAGCAAAAGUGCAAGAACAACCAACCCACAGCACUGCUUGUUCUUCACAAUGUUUGCUUCCAUCCAGCUAACAAGCCAAAGAUUCUAGCUAAUGGUAAAACUGCGUCAAUAUUUGCUGCUUGCCUCGAAAAUGAGAAUCCUUUGGUUCAGACUAUCGGAGCCUCAGCUCUCUGGGCUUUGCUUCACAACUAUCAGAAGGCAAAAGUGACUCUGAAAAAUCCAUCAAUCAAGAGGAGAGUGGAUGAAGCUUGCUUUUCAGUUAAAAAGUGUCCCCCUGAAGGUCUAGUAAACAGCUAUCUUUUGAAGUGCUUGGAAAAUCUCGCAGUCCUGCUGAACAGUUAAUACCUUGCCUAGCUUUGUGAACCUUUUAUUGUGAAAUGGAGUGCAAUCUUGCUAUAAAUCAUGUGUAUGUUUCAUCGAGAUUCUAAUUUAUUUUCAGUAAUAAAAUUUUCAUUAGAUUAAAUCGA
This is a messenger RNA of Amblyraja radiata (thorny skate), 6963 nucleotides long. It is a transcript of the gene rttn, whose product is annotated as rotatin. The record is from RefSeq and is a predicted model, not a curated record. Bases 110 to 6838 code for a protein of 2242 amino acids. Gene Ontology annotation, cellular component: centrosome; centriole; ciliary basal body. NCBI's taxonomy places the organism in Eukaryota, Metazoa, Chordata, Chondrichthyes, Rajiformes, Rajidae. The transcript has 49 exons. Gene Ontology annotation, biological process: centriole-centriole cohesion; centriole replication; ciliary basal body organization.